Messenger RNA from Ficedula albicollis (Collared flycatcher), 965 nucleotides. RefSeq names its product proline rich 5 (gene PRR5). The transcript has 9 exons. Lineage: Eukaryota; Metazoa; Chordata; Aves; Passeriformes; Muscicapidae. Gene Ontology annotation, biological process: TORC2 signaling. The record is from RefSeq and is a predicted model, not a curated record. Gene Ontology annotation, cellular component: TORC2 complex. The coding region runs from base 208 to 813 and encodes 201 amino acids.
CUUUUUUGCAAGGGCCUGUCUUUUUUCAACCAGCUUGUAUUGCUUGUCAAGAAUUUUCAUGUUGACUCUUGGAAACCUGCUGCAGAGUCUUCCCUGUUUACUAAACAGUCCUGUUGCCUUCUUCCUUUAGCAGUUUCUUUUUUGAACAGCACACGGAGGGAACUGCUCGCACUGCUGCCGCUGCUCCAGCUGCGUGUGUUGAAGUUCAUGAGUUCGCCCAGCCUCAGUGAUCUGGGCAAGAGAGAGCAGGCAGCCUUGGAUGAGCGGGGGACCCAGCAGCGCCGGGCCUGCUCCAACGCUACCUGGAACAGUAUCCACAAUGGAGUGAUAGCGGUAUUCCAGCGUAAGGGUCUCCCAGACCAUGAACUGUACAACCUCAAUGAAGGAGUCAGGCAAUUACUGAAAACAGAACUGGGAUCAUUUUUCACUGAGUAUCUGCAGAAUCAGCUGCUCACAAAAGGCAUGGUGAUCCUAAGGGACAAGAUCCGGUUCUAUGAAGGGCAGAAACUACUGGAUACCUUAGCUGAAACCUGGGAUUUUUUCUUCAGUGAUGUCCUGCCCAUGCUGCAGGCUAUUUUCUAUCCUGUGCAGGGAAAGGAGCCGUCUGUUCGGCAAUUGGCUCUUCUGCAUUUUAGGAAUAUAAUUACCCUCAAUAUAAAAUUGGAAGAUGCAUUAUCCCGUUCUAGAGCCAGAGUUCCACCAUCUAUUAUUCAGAUGCUGUUAAUACUUCAGCCCCCACCUUCCAGAAGCUUCUUGAAACUGCUGGCUGAUUGCGACACAAUGACAGCAGUAUGGGAGUCUGAUGGAAACUAGUGUUUCCAUCAGGAGAGGAGCCUCAGGGAAAAGCUGGUGCAUGUAGCAUGAAAUGUGUAAUGAGGCAUCAAGGAAUUCACAGUGAUUGAACCAUGACCCCAGCUGCGAGACUCCACACCAGACAGUCCCAUUGCAAAAACCUUCUUCACAGG